Molecule: messenger RNA, 2560 nt
Organism: Brassica napus (rape)
Lineage: Eukaryota; Viridiplantae; Streptophyta; Magnoliopsida; Brassicales; Brassicaceae
Exons: 15
Coding region: 285-2432 (715 amino acids)
Biological process (GO): regulation of stomatal closure; cellular response to calcium ion; de-etiolation
Source: RefSeq, a predicted model, not a curated record
AAAAAAAUAGUGAUCAGAGGCUUUGACAAAAGCCACACAAUUCUCUUUCACUUAUCUUCCUCCACCCAAUCCAAAUUGCGAUAGAGAUCUCUUUCGAAUCCACGCGCCUUCAUCAACCUCACUCCACUCUCUUCUCAAUUCUCAUGAAAAUUCAUCUUCAGCCUUGACCCCAGAUAGGUUUCAGACAAAACCCGUUAUUGUAACUCUGCUGGUGUUCAAGUCUUGUUGCCUGAAUCUCCUCCUUCUUGCUAUGAGAUUGCUAUAAGAAUCCAAAACUGACCAAAAUGUUUCCCCUCUGCUCGGCUGCAAGCUGCCAUUACCAUUCUCAGCUUUUGUAUCAUGGAAACUGGCGAGGUUGUUCUUCCUUAAGGAGAGAGUCUAUUCACAGAUGCAGCUCUGGUGAUACUUCCUUCUUUGGCAUUUCUAAUGGAACACAAAGCUUGCAGAAGAGUUUCUUAACUCAAGCCACUGGUAGAUUCUUCACCGCUACUAUCGAAAACACGGAGAAAACAGCAUCCACGUUCAGAAACUUGUGUGAGAAUGAGUUGGAUAGGAUAAACUACAUGGUUUAUGACAUGAGAGAUGUAAGAAAUGGGGGACUAACAUAUGUCGAAAGUACAUCAGAUGUUUCACCUGUUGAAGCUGUUGUAGCAGAUGGUUCCCCUCUUGAAGCUAUUGUAGCAGAUGUUUCACCUGUUGAAGCUGUUGUAUCAGAUCUUUCACCUGUUGAAGCUGUUGUAACAGAUGCUUCUCCUCUUGACGCUAUUGUAGCAGAUGUUUCACCUGUUGAAGCUUUAGUAGCAGAUGUUCCCCCCGUUGAGAACCCUGCUGCUGAGACUUUAACCGAAAGCACCAGCAGCCUUAUAGUCUCGGCUGAACCGGGAACAGGAUCAUCUGUUGAUAUAUCUCCGGAUACUUCUCUAUCUCUGCCUGAUCCUACAGAUCUCAAUCAAGAGUCACUUCCCGACGUGAAAGCUAGCUUUGAUGACUUCUCUUCCGGGGUAAAAGACUCCUUCAGCUCUUCACUGAACCAAGGAGAAAACGCUGUGAAGAACACAUUGGAUUCCUUCUCCUCUUCCGUGACAUCCAUUACAAAGAAUGCUUCCGAAGCUGUAGACAAUGCAUUUAAAACUGCGUUCUCUACGCUAGACCAAACAGGAGAUGUAGCUGGAGACAAGCUCUCUAGCUUCUCCGGUGGCUUGAAGGAAGCUUCAAACGGAGCAGCUUCUUUAGCCAUUGAUUUAUUGAGGCAAUCAAUUAGUACUGCAGAGAGGUCUGUAGCAAAUGGAGUUUCCUUUGCUGCCUACUCUUAUGGAUCAGCAAAAGAGUUACUUCCUCCAGAUGUUAAGAGUGCCAUUAACUCAUCUGAAGAUGUUGCUCUAAAAGUGUUGAGGCCCCUAGGAGCUGUCUUGGAGCAGGUAUAUGCUGCCAUUGGAGGUUUGGAGAGAAACAUUGGUUUGAAUCCAGAUGAUCCAAUCAUUCACCUUGUCCUCAUCGUAGGAUCCACAGGAACCUUUUGGGUUCUAUACCGGGUUUGGACAUAUGGUGGAUAUGCUGGAGAUUUGUCUCCAAAGUCAACACUUGAGCUUCUAACAUCACGAGAAAAGCCAGUGCUUGUAGAUGUCAGGCCUGAGGCCUUGAGAGAGAAAGAUGGAAUCCCUGAUCUGCGGAGAGCAGCUCGUUUCCGAUAUUCUAGUGUGGCACUGCCUGAGGUUGAGGGUGAUGUUAAACGGCUACUGAGAGGUGGAAGAGAAGUUGAAGAUGCCUUGGCGGCAGUUAUCAUCAAGAAUUUGAAAGCAGUUCAGGACAGGUCAAAGGUCAUUGUUAUGGAUGCUGAUGGAACUCGCUCUAAGGGCAUUGCAAGAGCCUUGAGAAAACUUGGGAUUAAGAGGCCAUACUUGAUGGAAGGUGGGUUUAGAUCAUGGAUUAAAGAAGGUCUUCGUGUGAAAGAACCAAAACCUGAGACAACACUUACCAUCCUCAACGAGGAAGCUGAGGCGAUCCUUGAGGAAAUAAAUCCUUCUCCAUUGCAAGUAGCUGGAGUUGGUGUGGGGGCUUUGGCAGGAUCGUAUGCUUUAUUUGAGUGGGAGAAAACACUGCAACUUAUAGCUGUCAUUGGCCUUGGUUUGACUAUAUACCAACGUCUUGCUUCAUAUGAUGACUCGGAAGAUUUCAAACAAGACGUCAGGCAAUUGUUUACACCGGUGAAACUUGGAGCUCAGGCUUUCUCAUGGGCUGCAGGGAAACUUGAGACAAAUGGUGUUGGCCUCCCAACUUCACCUUCUUCCUCAGAUGUUCGGAGCCGAGUUUUGCAGGCUGCUGCUAAGCAUGAGUCUCAGCCGUCUGAUGAAACUUCUGAAGGUCUCCAAGAUGCAUCAUCAUCCUCAUCCUCAGGAGAAGCUUUGAACAACGCUGAUGUCUCAGAAGCCUAAAUGCUCCAACUUUUAUUUUAUUUAUGGUUCAUUGUAUGUAACUGCUAUGUUAUUGUUCACUGCAACUGCCAAGAAUUACUUUGCUGGUCGCGAAAGAAAUCUCUAAAGGAGCAUUCGUAUGUUAUCCA